This is a messenger RNA of Larimichthys crocea (large yellow croaker), 2846 nucleotides long. RefSeq names its product SLX4 structure-specific endonuclease subunit homolog (S. cerevisiae) (gene slx4). The transcript has 11 exons. Bases 279 to 2810 code for a protein of 843 amino acids. Gene Ontology annotation, biological process: DNA repair; resolution of meiotic recombination intermediates. Gene Ontology annotation, cellular component: Slx1-Slx4 complex. NCBI's taxonomy places the organism in Eukaryota, Metazoa, Chordata, Actinopteri, Sciaenidae. Gene Ontology annotation, molecular function: DNA binding; protein binding. The record is from RefSeq and is a predicted model, not a curated record.
CCUUUUGAAAUGAAAACAAGCCUUCCUGUCUGCGGCCACAUAAUCGACACAUAACGUUGAAUAUAGUUCAGACACAUGAUGAUCUCCGUAACGAACAGCCAUGAGGUGAAAAGUUGCAGCUGGAAAACAAAUUCAUCAAACCUGGUUGCUGGUCCCUGAACGCAACACUGUGGUCCCUGAACGCAACACUGUGGUCCAGCCUAACCUGGCUUUUCUUUGCAGGCUGAUCGUUACAGCUCUGGGCUGAUGCUGACAUGGCCUUUUAAUGAGAGACAAUCAUGGACGACUCAGACCAGGAUUUUGUAGAUCUCUGCUCAAAGCUGCUGAAACGAGUCCGCAAGAAACCAGGUGAGCCCAGACAGGCGAGGAAGGCAGAGCAACAUCCCUCCAGCCAGGCGAGCAACGGUGACAAGAAAAGGAGAAAUAACAACAAAAGAGAUGGCGAUGUUGGGUCUGCUAAGUGUGCCGGGACCCAGCCUGUUUGUACAGGUGCAGAAGCGAAAGAGCCUGUCAUCUGUGGACGGACCGGAUAUGACUCAGGAGAUGCUGGGUCGUCAGGUGUGUCUGCAGCUGCAGCAGCAGCAGCAGCAGCAGGACUGAAAGCUGAGAGAGGUUUGAGGGCGAAAGACAAAGUGCUCGACAGAAUGCAGCAGUUCAAAAGAGCCAGUCCACAGAGGAUGAUGCACAAGGACAAAAGCCAGACGACGGACCACGAGAGGGACUGUGCUGCUCCUCCACCUCUGCUGCAAAGACACGAUUCCUUCAGCUCAGGUCUCCACCUGGAGCCCCAGGACACUGAUGAGGCUCUGGCCCUGAGGCUGCAGCAAGAGCUGGACAGGGAGGCAGCAGCAGUCCCGACGGUGGACCUGGAGGACGGAGGCCUCUUCUUCUGUCAGAUCUGCCACAAAGACCUGUCGCACAUGAGCCCUGAGGGGCGCACGCAGCACCUCAACAGGUGUUUGGAUAAGAGUGAAGAGAGUGCUCCAGCCCCUUCUCCUCCUCCUCCCCCUCCCGGUGUCCCUGACUGUCCCAUCUGUGGCAAGAAGUUCAAGUCCCAGAAGAGUCGCUCAACUCACCUGAAGCGCUGCUCCACAGACAUGGGUGUCUCUCCGGCUGUGCUGCUGCAGGCUCUGCAGAGACAAAGUGAGGAGACCCAGAAUGUGCCCGCUGCCAACACCACAGAAACUGGAGGCACCAAAAGAAAAGGCCCGACCAUGCCAGGCGUCCAAGCGAGGAAGAAACCUAGAAAGAAGGCUGAACCAAUGGACGAAGACACCAUGGUGGCCCUGGCUCUGUCCACCUCUCUUCUGAAUCAGGAGAGGGAGUCAGAGAGGUGGUUACAAACUGAGACCGCUGCCUGUGACGUUGCCGGUACUCCAGUGCUGAAGUGGAGACCAGAGGCAGGUAAGGGGCGUGGGAAGCGGAAAAAAGGCGCCGUCCCUCGACCUCCUCCGCUCCUUCUCAUUCAAGAUGCUGAGGUGGCUCUGACGAGGCUGCAGGAGCGUGUCUCUGCUCUACUCCUCCGCAGCCGGCCUUCCUCUCCUCCAACUCCAACCCGCUGCCCCAGCAGUCUGCCUGGCUGGAAAGGUGCUGCCCCCCUCUGGCAGAUGAGCGCGCUACUGCAUGGUGGCUCCACCUGUCUGUCUGAUUUCUACACCCCGGAGCUCAGAGAGUUCAUCACGCCUUGGGAAUCAUCGACGAUUGAUGCGGCCACCUCCAACACCGUCAACAAGCCUGAAUCUUCUGUCCAACCUACGAGUGAAGGAACUCCUGUUACAGUAGCCAAGGCCUCCAUCCUCCUAUCCUCCUCUCAGACUGCUGCCUCCUCUCCGGCUCCCUCUACCCCGGGGACAGGGCAACUCCCAGUGAGCAGCCAGACACUCCGAGACCUGAUGGAGCUGGCUGAAGAUGGCAUGACCAUGACCCAGUGUGGUUACACAGCUUCAGACAAGAGUGCCUGUCCAACCGUAAACCUUCAUCUGAGCGGCUUCCUCCUGGAGGAGUCAGAAGAGCAGGCUGAUCUCUGUGUGAGCGGCUUCCUACCAGAAACCACACACACAGAUGACAGCAAGGACCGAGCGAGGAGGACGACCUAUCAGCCGGGAGCAGAUAAAACUCAAGGCCAAUUUGUGGCGCUGUCCAGGCUGUCAUCAGACCUGAGCAGCAUGGUGAACAACCCUCAGCUCAGUGAUGUGCAGCUCCAGGUGGACAGUGGAGAGGUCUACUUUGCUCAUUCCUUCAUGGCGCUUGCUCGCUGUCCCCUGCUGGCAGAAAUGGUACAUGAAAGUGGUUUUGGGGUGCAGGAGGAAGGAAUGCCUGCAGCCCAGAGGGUGUUGAUAAGCGACGUCCCAGGACAGGCAGUGUUUGCUUUGCUGCAGUACAUCUACACAGCACGCUGCUCCAUCCCAGGAUCAUUGUGGCCUCAUGUACUGGAGCUUGCAUCCAGGUUUGACUUGCAGGAGCUACAACAGCUUUGUGAGCUCCACCAGGAUGCAGCAACUUUGGGAGAUGAGGAAGACUACACAAAUGUCAACAAUCAAAUAGAUCAGGCCUUUGUGGAGCUGCUCCGCUCCAUGUGGAACGAAGAGGAUGAAGACAACGAGGGUACGGAUACAGAUGAAGGAAGAGACGAAGAGAAAGGUUUGAAAGAAGAUCAUCGAGCUGAUGACCUCACAGCAGUUGAAAGAGAGAUUGGUGAGGAGAAGGUGAACGAAGAAGAGCUGGAGGAGAUCUAUGAGUUUGCUGCCACGCAGAAAAAGAGGGAGGAGAGAAGGACAGCGUGGACGAGGAGGAAGAAGAGGAGGUGGUAGAUGAGGAAGAUGACGCAGAAGAAGUAUUCACAAAAC